CGCAGCAAGCCGAACAAAGGACAAGCAGCAAAGCAUGCGUGCUCUACUCCCGGUGGGUUGGCAUGAUUGGUGUAUAUGAAGAUCGACAAGAUCGUAGAGAUACGGGUAUUGAUGCUGUGGGAUACGGGAGGACGAAUUCAUCUGGAAAUGAUGCAGAGAGUGAAGAGGAGGUGGGAAGUAAUGGUUAUGAUGAACCCGACACUAGAGCGCGUUCGGGUAGAUAUGAUAAUAGCAUCAUGCACUACAGAGAAGAUGCGGAUAAUCCAAUGAUUCAAUUUGAAGGUGAUCCACAGGUAGGGAAUAACAGACAAGGAGAUUGCCAUGGGAAUGGCAAUGGGUUUUCAAUGAGAAGACCAAAUGGGAAUGGGAACCUGAGCAGAAAUAACUCGUUUUGGAGGAUGGGAUCUUCACGGGGAUCUGACCUGUCGGAACCUUUAUUGGGUGGAGAAGGUCCAGUACCUUCGGAGAGGGAUAUGUUUGCAGCCAUUUGGUUUAAGGUGGUCGAACAUUCUACAAACUGCAUCCGACAGCCAAGGUUUCGGAGCAUUAUAUCCCCGAAAGACGUUCGCGAGGGAAUCCCGGACGCGAAUUCGCCAAAAGGGUGAAGUGAGAGGGAGAUUCAGUUGCUCCAAAAAAAACCGUCCGCUUUCCAUUUGCUUGUGCAUGUUGUUUGCCUAGGAUAGUGACGACAUAACUUGUUUGCUCGAUGAGAAAAAGUUGAAAUCUGAUGGGGUAAUUGCUAACCCUGAUGGGUCGAUACGGGUCAGUAGAAUUUGACAAGGUUCUUGGUAGACUACUUGAUAGUGAUGCGGUCUUGGCGCAUGACAGUUGAUGAUAGGGGCUGAGUUAAAUGGGAAUAACAGACCGGCCUAAAGUCGGAGUGGAAAAGGAACUUUUCGACUGACUGAAGAAGGAGAUACUCAUUGUGUUCUUUGAAUAGAUGGUAUGAAAAUUGUUAUUGUUUAGUAGUGGAGUAGUAGUAGUGUAUUGAUGGAUAGAGGCGCUUCACAGAAUGAACACACAGGAUGCCUUUCGAAGAAUGCGGGGACUCGAGGGAGAUGUUUUAAGGGAAAAAAGAAGUGUUCGGAGGGGGCAGGGGGGGGCAGGGGCUUGCGUAGAUUUGAUUUGAUCCGUCUGUUGAACAUGUUGGGUCACAUAUCGAUUCUGCAGCAGUGUUAACAGCAAACUAACAUGAUGCUGCGGGGUCUACAGGACCACAUAGGCGGACGGUGCUCUUGCCGUGUGGUGCUUCGGUAGUGCGGGGGAACACAAAUUAAUCGUUGGAGAUGGAGAUGGUGCAAGGGAAUAGGGAGAUCAACCAACUCAUUUGGUAGAAAUCAUAUGGGAUAUGAGCAGCAGGGAGAGCCACAGGGGAUCCCGAGGGGGUCUGCCGAACUUGUCAGGAUGGGAUCUGGUUUCUCCAUUUGAGUUGUUUGCACCCUUUCGGGAGGGAAAACCGGGGCGGCUCCGAUGAUAGAAGAUGAACAGAAGGCACGGCAUUUCUGUGGAAAUGUGGGGGUGUGAGAGGGGGAAAGUGGUUUACUUUGUGUUCGGUAGCGUGAUUUUUCUGUGUGCGACAAUUGUUCCGACUGUUGGACUGUCUUGUAUUGUUGGUGUAGGGUCAUUACUUUUCUGUGAUAACCGAUUACGUUACGGGAAUGGGGUUGUGAUGUCUAUAUGGCCUUGUGUGUCUGUGUCAGGGUGAGUCGGUGGCACGGCGGUGUAUGUCCGCAUGAAGUAUAGACUGGUGAGAUGAAUUUGGUCCGUUUUUCUAAGCUAGUUUGCACCGCGGUUUUGUGCAUUAGCAGCAAAAAGGGCAUCUUUAGGACCUUUUGUUGGUGUGGUGUAUUCGGUUUUGUGCAUUAGCAGCAAAAGGGGCAUCCUGAGGAGCUUUUGUUAGUGUAUUUUGACAGGCAGCCGACAGGUUGGCAUCCGUGGAUGGAAGGAGCGACAAUGGUCUGGGAUCCAGUGUUUUCUGCCCCAUGCACAUCAGGAUCCCCUGUGGCUCAUAUGUCUACCACUGACAGAUCGAUCCUGAAUAUAUUCAGUGUCAUCAGAGUGCACGGUGGUGUAUGUCCGCAUGAAGUAUAGACUGGUCUGAUGAAUUUGGUCUGUUUUUCUAAGCUAGUUUGCACCUCGGUUGUGUGCGUUAGCAGCGAAAAGCAUUUUUAGACUUCAGGAGCUUUAAUUCAUGUAUUUUGACGAGCAGCCGACAGCACAGAUGGAACCAGCGACAGUGGUCUGGGAUCCAGUGCUCUGUGCCCCGUGCACAUCGGGAUCCCCUGUGGCACGUAUGUCUCCCACCGACAGAUCGAUUCUGAAAAUAUUCAGUGUCAUCAGAGUCUGAGUUCUUCAUGAAGGGAUGUCAUGGUCUGACCAUCCCAAACAUGCCUCUUCUUGUCAUCAGAUAGUAACAGGUUAACCGGUGGUUUGUACUAGCGCUUAACCGAUCACCCCUUCGACGGAAGCGGGUGGUUUGUCCAAUCAUUUUGAGGUAUGCUCUCGGUGAAGACUUGGAUUUUAAGGGUUCCCCCUCUUGUGUCCAUCCAUCCACUAUCAUCCAGAUCG
Messenger RNA from Chara braunii, 2568 nucleotides. Lineage: Eukaryota; Viridiplantae; Streptophyta; Charophyceae; Charales; Characeae. The record is from the annotation of a GenBank genome assembly.